Diaporthe amygdali is the source of this 3963-nucleotide messenger RNA. RefSeq lists its product as uncharacterized. The coding region runs from base 1 to 3963 and encodes 1320 amino acids. Gene Ontology annotation, biological process: transmembrane transport. NCBI's taxonomy places the organism in Eukaryota, Fungi, Ascomycota, Sordariomycetes, Diaporthales, Diaporthaceae. Gene Ontology annotation, cellular component: membrane. The record is from RefSeq and is a predicted model, not a curated record. Gene Ontology annotation, molecular function: transmembrane transporter activity. The transcript has 10 exons.
AUGACGCUUUACUUCAACAGCUGCGCUCUUUACCACGCUGCCCAACUUGGAGGAAGCGCCCGGAUCGGCAAGGAAGUCACGAACAAGGUCCACUUGCAGACGAUACCAGGCAGAAUGGCUGAAGGUGCCGUUCCGGGCGCGCCCAAUGUCUCUGGCACAGACGAAGACCCCUCACACUUCUUCCACCAACCGCCCCCAGUCGCCGGGGUGAAUUUCGGGUCGAGCCCGUCGCAAUCUGAUCGGAUCAACCUCAACCACGAUAUCUCUCACACAGAGCAGUCUCCAACAACUCCGCAGACUCCGUCCACUCCAAAGACUCCGCGUCGGCUGCGGUUCCCAAGCGACGACGGUCAGCUGAGGCAGACGCAUUCUGCCCCAAGUAUUGGUGACAACGGCAACGAUGAUGGCGACGAAGACGUUCGCCAUGAUGGGGGCGGCGAUGGUGUGAGCGAUUUCCGCACAGACAACGAUGGAGAGCCGGAUCGUGACCCUGCAGCACACCGUGGCUGUUGGCAAUCUUUCCGCGACUGGAUGACUUCGUUCAAGCAAGACUUUGGCGAGCCAGAGAGGAGCCAGGAUGUCCAGGAUUUGAUGGGUGAUAUCGGAAUCGAUGUGCGGACAUUGAAAAGCAUGCUGAAAUCGAGCAAGAGCGGAAGGAGAGGAAGACAGAAAGCUCAUAAUAGAGUCUCAAGCUUGAUCGCUCCCUCGGUCAUGCUGGCUCGACCUGGCCUCGGAGCUAGAACGGAGUCAUCCUCGACUGUCGCAACAACAGCAACAGCAACAGAAAAUACAUCUGCCUUGGACUCUGGCUCUUCAACCACUGGAACGGCGACCCCUGGCAAACCAUGGAAAUUUGGUGUUGGAGUUGACCCGCACGAGGUUUCGCAAGCACUGAAAAAGCUGAAGAUCAAGAUGGCCAAGAAGGACAGCCCGCAGGCCAAAUAUGUACAGGCCAUAGCUGAGCUGGCCCACCGCCGGAACGUGGUGUUGCUCAUGGUCUAUGCGUUCAUGGCGUAUGGUGCUCCUUCGCAUCGCAUCGAAGAGUACACACUCAAGCUCUUCAAUGUGCUCGAAAUCGAGGGAAGGGUCAACUAUACAGUCGGUUGCACGGAGAUAUCCUUCAUCAACCCCAUCGACCCGGAAGACCCGAUGACACGAACGGCUUACACGACAUUAGUGAAAGCCCAAGGGCUUGAUAUCGGAGCGUGCGAGACGGCCUUCCGCAUCUACAAGGACGUCAUCCACGGCGAAGUCACCAUCGAGGAGGCCACACAGAGCCUCGCCCAAAUGAUCGAGUCUCCAUCCUACUACAAGCCAUGGACUCUGGUGCCCUUCUACGGCUUUGCAUCUUCCCUCGCCUGCAUCUGGGCCUUUGGAGGAUACUGGUUGGACAUGCCUAUCGCCUUCCUCCUGGGCUGCAUCGUCGGCCUUCUGCAGGUCGUCCUUGCCGCCAAGAACCCUCUUUAUGCAAACGUGCUCGAGGUGUCUGCGUCUUUGAUCACUUCCUUUGGGGCCCGCGCAUUCUCAUCGAUUGGGCCUAGUCAAAAAUACUUCUGCUUUGGUGCCAUUGCUGAGUCUUCCAUCUGUACCAUUUUGCCGGGCUACAUCGUGUUGUGUGGCAGCCUCGAGCUUCAGUCCAAGUCGAUCACGGCUGGCUCCACACGUCUGUUUUACGCAGUGAUCUACUCGUUGUUGCUGGGAUAUGGUAUAGACGUCGGUGCGCAGUUGUGGGCAGUCAUCUACCCCGACGCACCUACAGAUGCAACCUGCCCACGUGUAAAUUGGGUUAGUCCCAAGUGGAAGAUCCUUCUGGUGCCGAGCUAUCUAGUCGUCCAGGCCAUUCUCCUCAGAAGCCGGCCACGUCAAAUCCCCGUCCAGGUUGUUCUCGGGUCAGCAGCGUACACUGUCAACUACUUCGUUUCGCAGUAUGCUACCGCACAAGUGGCCGACACUGCAUCGGCCUUCACCCUCGGUGUUCUCGGUCAUUUAUGGGCUCGCUCUCAACGAGCCUUCGCAUUUGCCGCUGUCGUUGCUGGUAUAAUGGUGCUGGUUCCGUCUGGCCUAAGUGCGCAAGGGGGGCUUGUCGCAGGCAUUACCACUCCAUUGUUUAACAACGCUACUACAAAUGCACAGGAUGUGUAUGAGCAAAAUAUUUACCAAUCGUUUAGUGUUGGCGCCCAGAUGAUACAGGUCGCGCGCUCCCAGUGGCUCACCGCCGGCCACUUCUGCUUUCGUCGGUUUGAUGACCCGAAAUUCAGUGCUGAGCCUGGGGUCCUGGCGAGCGCCAAGAAGGCCAACUGCCGCCAAGGCGCCGGCCGGCACCAUAGACGGGCCCCUGACGAGACCGCAACAACCAGCAACAUGGCUAUCGGCUCAGCGACGACAGCGGAGAAGGGCAAGUCGGACCCCAUCAUCACUCGGCUUGCCAGUGAGGAUAAGAAAAUCUGGUUCAAGAAACCCAAUCUGCGAUUCCUCUAUUUUAUGCUCUUCCCAACAUGUAUGGGAAUCGAGUUGACCUCCGGAUUCGACUCUCAGAUGAUCAAUGCUCUCCAGAUUGUGCCGCCAUGGAAGGAAUAUUUUGGAAACCCGCAGGGCUCGCUUAAGGGCAUCAUCGCGGCUGCGUACUCUCUGGGAGCUAUCCUGUCCCUUCCAUUCAUUCCGAUGGUCAACGAGAAAUUUGGUAGAAGAGGAUCGAUCCUGGGGGGUUCGCUCGUCAUGGUUGUCGGCGCUCUCAUCCAGGGGUUCUCACAGCACGUUGGCAUGUACAUUGUUGCCCGGAUGAUCCUAGGGUUCGGAAUCCCAACAUGUAUCGUGUCUGGGUCUUCACUCAUUGGCGAGCUGGCAUAUCCCAAAGAACGGCCGGUACUGACGUCCUUGUUCAACGUCUCGUACUUUGUGGGCCAAAUCACGGCAGCAGCCAUCUGCUUUGGGACAAACAGCAUACCGAAUGACUGGUCUUGGAGGAUCCCGUCGCUACUCCAAAUCUGCCCUUCAGUCCUUCAAAUCAGUUGCGUACUUUUCCUCCCCGAAUCCCCCCGAUGGCUCAUAACCAAGGACCGCGUCGAAGAGGCCCAAGCAAUCCUGGUCAAGUACCACGCCGAAGGCGACGCGGAGUCGGAGUUUGUCAAGGCGGAAAUGGCCCAGAUCCACACCACGAUCUCGCUCGAAGUCGAGGCCUCCAAGAAAUCCUGGGCAGACCUGUUUGCGACUUCAGGAAUGCGUCGCCGCCUGCUCAUCACUUGCAUGCUUGGACUAUUUACGCAGUGGAGCGGCAACACGCUUAUCAGCUACUACCUCGGAGACCUGCUCGACAUGAUCGGGAUGACGGACUCGACCGCCGUGCAGAAGAUCAACGUGUCGAUCGCAUGCUGGAGCAUGGUCUGUGCCACAAUCGUUGCGCUGCUGGUAGUCAAGAUCCGUAGACGGGUCAUGUAUCUGGCUUGCACCAUCAGCUUGUUGCUGUGCUACAUCGCGUGGACUAUCUCUAUGCAAAAGGCCCAGACGGCCGCUGACGCUGGGACGCCGAAUAAUUCGGCCAACAUUGCGACGUUGUUCUUUAUCUAUGCUUACAGUCCGUGCUAUAACAUGGGCUACAAUGCUUUGACAUACACCUAUAUGGUCGAGAUGUGGCCGUACGCGGAACGAAGCCGUGGCAUUUCCGUGUUCCAGCUCUUCGGCCGCUUGGCCAGCUUCUUCACUACCUUCGUCAACCCCAUCGGACUUGAGGAUGUGGGCUGGAGAUACCUCAUCUCGUACUGCUGCUGGCUAGCGUUUGAGGUUGCAUUCGUCUACUUCAUGUUUCCCGAAACAUUCGGACGUACCCUCGAGGAACUCGCUUUUAUGUUCGAGGACAAGAAACUCGCAGACGAGGCGGUCAAGGCCACAGAGAAGGUGCUCGCUCAUCACGACGAGGAUACAGCGGCCAAGAUUACGGUGACCGAGAAACUGGAUACCAAGACAUGA